AUGUUAUCAAUCUUCAUUGCCUUUUGCUUCAUUAAAACUACUAGUGGAAAUGAUAAAUUUGUAACUGGAACUGCCCUCUAUCGUGCUACUAAUGAAGAUGAUAAAUUCAGAGAAUUCACAUACAAGAGCUUUACUGGAAAUUCUGAUUCAUUAAUAAUUGAAUUUGAAAAAAAUUCAAUUUUUGGUCUCAUUCAAACUAUACCCAUUUCUUCUGCUUCCGAUUUUACAUGUUCGCCAGAAGAUCUUAAUGCUUUCCCCUUAUUUAUAGAUUCGAACGUAAUUGUAUCUUAUACAAAUGUAAAUAGUCAGUAUGACUCCCUCAAAGAUAGCCUUAAGAAAGGUGUUAUUUCUGCAAUUGGAAGAUUAAAACUAAGUCCUGUUAGUAAACUUCCUCAUAUUAUAUCAUUAGAAAUUGAAUGGAGCUAUGCUUCAAAUGAACUAAAAUCUUCGCUCCAAUCUCCUACUAAAAAAAUCAAACUUACCAAGCAAUUUAAUAAUCAACUUGAUUUGAUUGAAGAACAAUAUGCUACUAUAAAUUCUCAAGACUCCAAUAAAAGAAAAUGA
This is a messenger RNA of Dentiscutata erythropus, 564 nucleotides long. The record is from the annotation of a GenBank genome assembly. Lineage: Eukaryota; Fungi; Glomeromycota; Glomeromycetes; Diversisporales; Gigasporaceae.